UUCAGAGUUGAGAGGUAUCAGGGUGGGUCGAUGGAGGCGGCGGCGAAUCCAGCGAUAAAGGUGGUGGCGCUCUGCGGCUCCCUCCGCAAGGGUUCUUUCCACAGCGGGCUCAUCCGCUCCGCCAUUCAGAUCUGCGAUGCAUUCAUACCCGAGAUGAAGAUCGAGUACGUCGAUAUCGAGGCGCUCCCCUUCGUCAACACUGACCUCGAGGUCAACGGCAGCUUCCCAGAACCGGUGGAGGCUUUCCGCCGCAAAAUCCUUGGGGCGGAUGCCUUUCUCUUCGCCUCGCCCGAGUACAACUACUCCAUGUCCGGUCCUUUGAAGAAUGCUAUCGACUGGGCCUCAAGACCUCCAAAUGCCUGGGCAAACAAGCCUGCCGCUAUCGUAAGCGCAGGUGGUAAUUUCGGCGGCGGAAGAUCUCAAUACCAUUUGAGGCAAGUUGGAGUUUAUCUAGAUCUUCACUUUAUCAACAAACCAGAAUUAUCUGUGUGUGCAUUCGAGCCACCUCAAAAGUUCGAUGUCAAUGGAAACCUAAUCGACCUUGCGACCAAAGAAAAGUUAAAGGAAGUGCUUUUAUCACUUCAGGCUUUCACCCUCAGACUUCAGGGUAAAUGAUUAUUUUGUUAGAGACGAAUAAACAUGGAGUAAGAAAAUUCAAUAAUGUCGAUGUUGUUAUCAUCAUUGUUGGCUUGUUAUAAGAUGACAAAUUUUGUCUUG
Zingiber officinale is the source of this 717-nucleotide messenger RNA. RefSeq names its product NADPH:quinone oxidoreductase-like. The record is from RefSeq and is a predicted model, not a curated record. Bases 31 to 615 code for a protein of 194 amino acids. The transcript has 3 exons. Lineage: Eukaryota; Viridiplantae; Streptophyta; Magnoliopsida; Zingiberales; Zingiberaceae. Gene Ontology annotation, molecular function: FMN binding; oxidoreductase activity. Gene Ontology annotation, cellular component: cytosol.